Molecule: messenger RNA, 978 nt
Organism: Daldinia decipiens
Lineage: Eukaryota; Fungi; Ascomycota; Sordariomycetes; Xylariales; Hypoxylaceae
Product: putative glutathione S-transferase
Exons: 1
Coding region: 128-817 (229 amino acids)
Source: RefSeq, a predicted model, not a curated record
GGAUAUCUUGUGAGACGAUUCCCAUAAGUAUGACUUCCCAUCUAUCUUCAACCAUAAUAUUUCCAUAUAAUCUUGACUCCUCCUUUUUUUCAAAAACAUCCCUACAUUAUCAUACACCAUCAUAGCAAUGACUUUAAAAGUUCACCACCUCCAAGUCUCUCAAUCUGAGAGGAUAGUCUGGCUCGCUGAAGAGCUGGGCAUCGACUACGAACUGGUGAUCCACAAGCGCGAUCCGUUCCUCAGUCCUCAGUCUAUCAAGGAUCUCAACCCCAUCGGGCAGGCGCCAGUAAUCCAAGAUGGAUCUCUUACGCUCGGAGAAAGCGGUGCCAUUACAGAGUACAUAAUACAAAAGUACGGCAAUGGUAGACUGGCCCUAGGCCCUGACCACAAGGACUGGGCGCAGUAUCUCUACUGGUUCCAUUUCGCCAACGGCAACCUACACCCUCAAAUGAGCCGUGUGAUGGUAUUGAAGCACUGCCACGUGGACGAGAGCGAGCCUCACGCUCAGCGCCAUUUUUCGCAACUAGUGAAGUUCCUCAAGUUCUUUGACAGCCACGUCAAGGAUAACGAGUGGCUAGCUGGCACUGAAUUUACAGCCGCUGACAUCAUGAACGUCUUUCCCCUCACGACCAUGAGAACUUUCUUCCCGUACGACCUCUCAGAGUACCCCAAUAUUCUGAAUUACCUCAAGCGCGCCACCGAGCGCGAAGGGUAUAAGAGGGCUAGGGCGAAGGGCGAUUCUGAGUUACCGCUCAUGAUCGACGGCAAGCCACCAGCACAGUUCUUCGAUAAGCUCAAGGCAGAGGGCAAGAUUUAGAGCGCUCGAACGCAGAUCAAAGUCCAAUAAGUUUAAGGGUCGAUUUCAUACGACUCGGAGGGGGACGUAUAAUCAAUGGAAAUUUUAAAGCCCAUAGUCCCAUCUAGUGAACCAGUCAUUUGGUAACUAAGAUCUGGAGAAUAUUAGAUAGCAACGUCGAG